AUGAAUCCAGUCAGCUUUUCCAACGUGGGCACUGGUGCCAUGGUCACCGGUGCCAACCCUCAAGGACCUAUGCAACCGCCUCAGAAUGCCCAGGUUCAACGGCACAUCGCUGUCGCUCUACAGAAUCAAGGGCCAUUUACGGGAUGGCGUGCGGAAGUCACUAUCCCAGACCGAGCCGGGAAAGUCCUACAGAUGAUCACGUCCCUUCGACUCAUACAGCCUCGAAUCGAAAUCCAAAACGCACUUCAGGCUGCUCUGUCAUUUGAGGAAAAGGCUUUUCGUGAAGCUAACCAGCGAGAUGAUUACGAGAAAGAGUGUGCCAGUAAACUCCACGCUAUUAAAGAAACAAGACUACGACAGCAAGCCGUGUACAACCAAGGCGGGUUAAUGCAGCACGGCGGUGCCAAUGGGGGCAUGCCGGGCGUGGUUCAUCCAAACCAAAUGCCCCCGCAAUUCACACCUCAGAUGAACAGACCGAUGCAAACGUCGCCUAUACCUGGUCAGAUGCCUAUGCACAUGGGCAUGAACGAUCCCACCAUGAUUCAACAGCAGCAGCAACAGCAAGCUUUUGCGCAAAAUCAGAUGGGACAACAACGAGUAGUGCCGGCAGGGAUGCCAGUGAUGGAUGAGCUGAGUAUGCUCAGCCAACCUGAUUUCGAACAGAUCAGUCGACUUGCAGCACAGAUGAUGUCGAAAAUGUCCCCCGAAGAUUUAGAGAAGCGGAGGAGCGUGGCAACGGCGAAGAUGACUCCUGAGCAAAAGCAAAUGAUUUCGCAAAAAUAUGGGGAUCCCUUAACUUGGAUGAUGCGACUUCAAAUACUGAAGAAUAUGAAAGCCCGACGAAGCCAACAGAUUGCUCGCGCCCAAGGUUUAGACCCCAAUGCUUCCAUGGUCGGAGGAGAUACCAUGAUGAACGCAGCCCAACGACAAAUGACUCCAAAUAUGAUGGGUUUGCAGCGGAACUCUGCUUUGCCGAUGAACAAUCAGCAAGGCUUGGACCCUUCUUCAUUCAUAAAUGUCGAGAAUCUUCAAGGACAGCAAGCAGAUGGGCUCCGUUCGCAGGAAGCUGGUCAGUUGGUUGUUCCUGCAAGUACUGCACCGAUGUCGAGCCAGCCAUCCUUCGCAGACCCUACUGGCCUGUUUCAACAGGGGGUGCCACAACAAAACGCGCAACCAAGUCUUAACCGUCCAAUUAAUCCACAACAAUUUCUGGCGCAACAACAACUACAGAAUGCCCAGAAUGCUCAGCAGAUUAGCAUGCAACAGACGCCGCAGUUUCAAGCUCAGAGUCAAGCACAGGCUCAAGCAAGAGCUCAAGCCGCACAUAAUGCAAAAAUGGCAAUGUCAUCACAAGCCGGAGUACAGAACACUGGUCAGAUGAACCAGAACAUGCCGCAUCAAAGCCCCGCGAUGCCAAUGCUCAACCGUCCAGUUGGCCCCAACAUAUCUCCAGCGCAGGCACCGGGACAAAUACGACCACCAUCACGACAACCUGGCAUGAAUGGGCAGCAACCAGGCAACCAACAACAGGCAAUGCGACCGCAGAUACCUCCAAACCUUCCACCAGCCCUUAAAGAACGAUUGGGGCAGAUGACACCGGAGCAGUUGAAUGCCUUUCUGAUUGCUCAGCAACGUCGCGCUCUAGCGAACAGCCAGGCAGCCCAAGCAGCCCGGGCAGCAAACGGUCAGCCGAUGUCAAUGCAGACUAAUAUGCCGCAGCUACCUCAAGGUGCACAAUUCAAUGGCCCGAACAUUGGCACAUCAAUGCCUAUGCAACAGUCCCUCAAUGGACUGGCUGGUGGGGUGCAGAACAAUGCAAUGCUUCAAGGGCAGCAACUGUCGCUGCAGCAACAACAGCAGCAACAGCAACAACAGGCGCUACUAAGACACCAACAAGCCUUGAUGCGUUCUCAGAGUCAGAAUAUUGACAUGAAUGCUGAACAGACCCGAGAAAUGGAUCGUAUGGCAUUCCCCCCUUCAAUGAUCAAUUCCAACGCGAACAUGAAUCCUCCAGUACCAAAGACAGUGAAGACUUGGGGUCAAUUGAAGGCAUGGGUUGUGCAGAAUCCUCAGGUCCUUGGCAACGUCGAUUCAGCGAAACUGUUGGAUCUUCAGCGUCUUCAUUUUGCGCAUACCGUGUCACAACAACGUGAAGCUGGGCGAAAUAACGAACAAGCUGGACAGCCGAAUUGGCCCGGAAAUAACCAACCGUUCAUGGCUGGUCAAAAUGUUCCAGGACGGCCACAACCCACCCUUCCCCCUGGACCUACUAUAACCCCCGAAGAGAUCAUGAAUGCCCGAAAGAGACUCGGACCACAAGCCCAGAACAUGCCUGAUGAACAACUCAAAGGGCUUCUGCUGAAAAAUAAACAGAAGAUGUGGAUGCAACAGCUCCAAGCUAGAGGAAUCUCUAUGCAGCAAAUGAAUCAACCCCAAAAUAUUCAAAACCCAAAUCAGACUCAACCGCCGCAAGUGACACCAGUGCCCACCCCCGCACCAGUCAAACAGAUAGUACCUCCAACGACCCAAGCUCCUCAACCAGCACAGACCCCACAGACAACCAACGCCAAAGUCCAGCCAACAUCGACAGGUGGUAAAGGAGCGAAAGGUGGAGCUGCUGGCAAAUCAACGUCCAAGAAGAGACCUCAUAGUGAUGAUGUCGUUGAAAUUCAAAAUCCCAAGGCUCAGCCACCUUCGCAAGCGCCUGCUCAAUCAGCUGUAGCAUCUGCCCCUGCGCGUCCACCGCUUAAUCUCACUAGGGAGCAGCUUGCUGCACUGUCUCCUACGCAACGGUCCCAGCUUGAAGCUCACAUGAAACAACAACGACAACCCCGGCCUCAGUUAUCUAGAAUUGCAGCAGAAGAGAACUGGAACACUACCCUACCUGACCAACUCAAGCAUUGGUACAACGAAAUGGCCAAGGCCGUCAUUCCUAAUUCAGGACCCAUGGACAUUUCCGCAGAAGACAAGGCAGUAAUGGCCCAGCAGUUACGGGAAUCCACUGACAUGUUAUCGAGGUUGGACACACUCGUUCAAUGGCUGAUUAAGCUCCCAAAUCAAGAGAAAAAUGUCAAAGCUCUUCUUUCUAUGCGGAUUCAACUCAUGAAACAAUUCAAAUCGACGGAAUGGGCCGUAAAUGAUGAGUUUACAAUUGCUCCAGACUAUCUGAAGAGGUCUAUUGCUCUCAUCAAGAACAUGUUUACGUCGAUGAUCACCAAAGUCCAGAGUCAACAACUUCAGCAAGGACAGAAAUUAAGAACUCCAAUGCCGCCUUCUGGUGGCCAACCACCUCUGAACGCGUCUAAUCUCCAGCAGCUGGAAGAGGAGGCGAAGCGAGCUCGACGGACACAGAAUCAAAACGUUCCUGCAGCACCUACUGCAACGCAGCCGCCGUUCCCAUUGGGAGAUCCUUCUCCUCAAGGCGUACCGCAAGCCUACGGACCCGGCGGAUUUUCUCCGGACAAGCUGAAAAUUCCUCCUACCAAACGUCGGAAGCAAAGUCACGCAUCAGUUGCAGCGGCACAGGGUAGUGCUGCAGCCAAGGCUGCAUCAAAAACGGAUGUCGCAAAAGCCUCAUUAUUCAAGUGUGCCAUUUCUGGCUGUGAAUACCAGAUCAAGGGCUUCCCUACGCAAGCUGCUUUGAGUAAACAUGUGGAAGAUGAGCAUAGAGUCAAAGAGGAGAUCACUGAUCCAUUGAAGUACAUGGUUGACAGUUUGGAUGUCGCACUUGGCGUGCCAGAAACAGACAAAGGAGUUUUGGAGGACGAAGUUGAUAAGAAGCCGAUGCCCAGCGAAGCUUCAGUCGUGAAGCAAGAAGUUAAAACUGAAGGCAUUACUCCUGCUACUGGCGGUGCUACUCCAAUGAGUCGGUUGAUAAGCCAGACAGAUGCUAAGAUCAUAUCACCAGCAUCUACCAGUACAAUGACGCCGCGUCUGCAGGCUGCAAAGAUGACUAAAGCGGCUCCCGCUAAACCAGUCAAAGCUGGUGCUAAGACGGAGGUGGCGAAAGCUCUUAUUGAACAGCCCCCUGUUGCAGAUAACACAGUUGCUAAAGACGCAUGGACCGACAGCAAGGUGUCUCUUGAUGCCAUUCAAGAGACGUUCGACAUACCGAUGACUGAUAGCUUCCCUGGUAUGGGAGGAGAAUUUUUCGAAAUGUUCCUCAACUCAGAUAUGUUUUCGAAUCAAAAUGAGGACACGCCGGACUCGGUUGAUAGCAACGCAUUUGUCACGCAGACACCGAAUGACGGCGACCUGGCCAAGGAUGACUCGGCAAUUCAGAUCAAAGAUAUCGAAGAGGAUGGUUCUUGGCCUGCUGAUUGGUUCUCCCACCCAGGACCAGUGUUUUCUGGAAAUGCAAACGAUGACCCAUGGAUGGACUGGGAAACUGUGAACAAAGAGCUUGAGGGUGCACCUCUCAACAAGGGUCUUUCAUUCUCAGUAUCAUGA
Talaromyces marneffei is the source of this 4449-nucleotide messenger RNA. RefSeq lists its product as uncharacterized. Bases 1 to 4449 code for a protein of 1482 amino acids. The transcript is spliced from 4 exons. Gene Ontology annotation, cellular component: mediator complex. Gene Ontology annotation, molecular function: transcription coregulator activity. Lineage: Eukaryota; Fungi; Ascomycota; Eurotiomycetes; Eurotiales; Trichocomaceae. Gene Ontology annotation, biological process: regulation of transcription by RNA polymerase II. The record is from RefSeq and is a predicted model, not a curated record.